Medioppia subpectinata is the source of this 3396-nucleotide messenger RNA. Lineage: Eukaryota; Metazoa; Arthropoda; Arachnida; Sarcoptiformes; Oppiidae. The record is from the annotation of a GenBank genome assembly.
ACAAUGGGAAUAUUAUACCACCUUAGAUUUACAGUAUUUUGGCGUAUGUUAUGUUUAGUGUUAUAUGAACAUUUUUCAAAUUUCAUGGGUUGGCGCCGACGUGUGACCAGUGCUAAAAACCUUAAUGGACAGGUAGUUGUAGUGACCGGCGGUAACGCUGGCAUCGGUAAAGAAACUGCAUAUCAGCUCACAUUACGCGGGGCUAAGGUAUACAUCGGGUGUCGGGACCAGAAGAAAGGCGAAGCGGCCGUCAAAGACAUCCUAUCAUUGAAUCCAAAGGCAAACAUAAAACUAUUUUCGCUGGACUUGUCUUCACUCAAAUCUGUCCGCAAAUGUGUGGAAGAGUUGUCGAGUUUGAAGACAAAAGUCGAUAUACUUAUCAAUAACGCGGGAGUUAUGGGUUGUCCUGAAUGGAAGACAGAGGACGGCUUUGAAAUGCAGUUUGGCACUAAUCAUUUAGGUCAUUUUCUAUUUACACUACAUUUGAUACCAUUGCUAAAGAAAGCACCGGCGGGUCGUAUAGUGACUGUGUCGUCAGCCUUGCAUAUGUGUAGCCCAAUCCACCUUGAUAAUGUAAACCUACGAAAUGGUACAUACAAUAACUUUUUCGCUUACGCUCAGAGCAAACUCGCAAAUGUGUUGUUCAGCCGUGAAUUGGCCAAAAGGCUCCGCCACUCAAACAUCAACACGUAUUCACUGCAUCCGGGAGUCAUUAAUACAGAACUGGACAGACAUGUUGGGGCAUUCGAUGCGGGCAACCCGUCCGACAGGGGUUGGUUUCGGCGCAACUUUUGCAUUUCGCCACUACUCGGCUCUCAGACCACACUCUACUGCGCUCUCGACGAUGAAGUCGCAGAUCAGACGGGAUAUUAUUACAACAACUGUCGUCGUGUGGAUCAUAUGAUACCCGAAGCCAAUGACGACAAGACUGCCAAAAGUCUGUGGGAUUUGAGCUGUGAUUUAGUUUAUAUAUUGUGUCGGGAUCUAAAGAAAGGCGAAGCGGCCGUCAAUGAUAUCCUAUCAUUGAAUCCAAAAGCAAAUAUAAAACUACUUUCGCUGGACUUGUCUUCACUCACAUCUGUCCGCAAAUGUGUGGAAGAGUUGUCGGGUUUAGAGACAAAAGUCGAUAUACUUAUCAAUAACGCCGGCGUUGCUCUCUGUCCGGAGUGGACAACGGCUGAUGGGUUUGAAAUGCAGUUCGGCACUAAUCACUUAGGUCAUUUCUUAUUUACACUACAUUUAAUACCAAUGUUAAAGAAAGCACCGGCAGCUCGUAUAAUAACCGUAUCUUCAGGCAUACAUCUAUUUGGCCAAAUCCACCUUGAUAAUGUAAACCUGCGAAACGGUGCAUACAAUCCAUUCUUCUCAUACGCUCAGAGCAAACUCGCAAAUGUGUUGUUCAGCCGAGAAUUGGCCAAAAGGCUCCGCUAUUCAAACAUAAGUACCUAUAGUCUGACUCCCGGAGUGGUAAACACUGACCUGAGCCGUCACGUGGGCACGUCUGAGGCCCGGGAGGGGUCGGUAUCGACCGAAAGUGGUUGCUUAAAGCGCAGGUUUUUUCUAUCACCAUUGAUGGGCUCUCAGACAACACUCUACUGCGCUCUCGACGAUAAGCUCGCAAAUGAAUCGGGAUUUUAUUAUAACAACUGUCGUCGUGUGGAUCAUAUGAUACCCGAAGCCAAUGACGACAAGACUGCCAAAAGUCUGUGGGAAUUGAGCUGUGAUUUAGUAUACAUCGGGUGUCGGGACCAGAAGAAAGGCGAAGCGGCCGUCGAAGACAUCUUAGCAUUGAAUCCAAAGGCAAACAUAAAACUACUUUCGCUGGACUUGUCUUCACUCAAAUCUGUCCGCAAAUGUGUGGAAGAGUUGUCGGGUUUGGAGACAAAAGUCGAAAUACUUAUCAAUAACGCCGAGUUGUCGGGUUUGGAGACAAAAGUCGAUAUACUUAUCAAUAACGCCGGAAUCGCCGGUUGUCCGGAGUGGCAGACAGAGGAUGGGUUUGAAAUGGUGAUUGGAACUAAUCAUCUAGGUCAUUUUCUAUUUACCCUACAUUUGAUACCAUUGCUAAAGAAAGCACCGGCGGGUCGUAUAGUGACCGUGUCGUCAGCCAUUCACAAGUUUGGCGAGAUCCACCUUGAUAAUAUAAACUUACGAAACGGCACACACAAUAUCAUUUUCGCAUACGGACAGAGCAAACUCGCAAAUGUGUUGUUCAGCCGGGAAUUGGCCAAAAGGCUCCGCCACUCAAACAUAAACACAUAUUCCCUAAAUCCCGGUGUCAUAAACACAGAGCUGAGUCGACACAUCAAUAAGUCAGAGACCCCGACGACCAGGGGUUGGUUUGGGCGCAAUUUUUUACUGACACCAUUUCUGGGCUCUCAGACCACACUCUACUGCGCUCUCGACGACGAUAUCGCUGAUGAGACCGGAUAUUAUUACGACAACUGUCGUCGUGUGGAUCAUAUGAUACCCGAAGCCAAUGACGAUAAGACUGCCAAAAGUCUGUGGGAAUUGAGUUGUGAUUUACGGCUCAACGGACAGGUAGUGGUCAUUACCGGCGCCAACACUGGCAUUGGGAAGGAGACAGCGUUUCAGCUCACACUCAGAGAGGCUAAGGUCUAUAUCUUGUGUCGAGACUCACGGAAAGGGGAAAACGCUAUGAGAGAAAUGCUUGCAUUGAAUCCAAAGGCAAAUAUAAGACUCCUUUCGCUGGACUUGUCUUCACUCAAAUCUGUCCGCAAAUGUGUGGAAGAGUUGUCGGAUUUGGAGACAAAAGUCGAUAUACUUAUCAAUAACGCGGGAGUUAUGGCCUGUCCUGAGUGGCAGACGGAGGAUGGGUUUGAGAUGCAGUUUGGAACUAAUCAUCUAGGUCAUUUUCUACUAACCAUGCACCUAUUACCAUUAUUACGAAGCUCGCCAUCAGCUCGUAUAAUCAACGUUUCAUCAAGCAUGCAUUUAUUGGGCGAAAUAAACCUUGAUAACAUAAACUUACAACACGGCGCUUACGACCCAACCAAAGCGUACGCUCAGAGUAAACUGGCCAACGUGCUAUUCACCAGGGAAUUGGCUAAACGACUGGACAAAACCAAUGUCAACACCUAUAGCCUAAACCCCGGUGCCAUCAGUACAGACCUGCAACGGCACACCACAUUCAGCGAUGGCUUUUUCAAACGCAACUUUUUCCUAAAACCCUGUUUGGGAUCUCAGACCACACUCUACUGCGCUCUCGACGAGUCGGUGGCCAAUGAGUCGGGUUUUUAUUACGAGUCCGUUAUAAUCGAGAUUAAUUGUCAUAGAGUAGACAGUAUGGUAGCCGAAGCUAUGGAUGACUCGACGGCCCGUAAACUGUGGUCUUUGAGCGUCGAUUUGGUUAAACUUGAAGAACGGUUCAGGAUU